This is a messenger RNA of Asparagus officinalis (garden asparagus), 1270 nucleotides long. Its product is annotated as protein Barley B recombinant-like. The record is from RefSeq and is a predicted model, not a curated record. The coding region runs from base 220 to 1059 and encodes 279 amino acids. Gene Ontology annotation, biological process: response to ethylene. Gene Ontology annotation, cellular component: nucleus. Gene Ontology annotation, molecular function: sequence-specific DNA binding; DNA-binding transcription factor activity. The transcript has 2 exons. Lineage: Eukaryota; Viridiplantae; Streptophyta; Magnoliopsida; Asparagales; Asparagaceae.
UACUAAGGUCUCAUAGAUAGAUAUAUAAAAAAAUCUACCUUACCCCUUCUCUCUCCUCUCUCAUCUUUCUCUCUCCUCUCUCACCAUCAGGAACCCUAGAGAGCCAUCUCUCUCCUCAGAACAUAAAACGAUUGAAAAUUUCUUUAGAUGGGUGAUCAGAAUUAUUAAAAACACCAAGCAUUUCAUCAAGAUAUCUGCAACACUCCCCAUUUGAGUUACAUGGAUGACGACGGAGGACUAAACAUGCGGAACUGGAGCUACUUCGAUCAACCCUUGAAGGGAAGCCUAGGGUUGCAACUCAUGUCCAAUGUGGCACAAGACCGUGACACCAAGCCUCUCCUCUCCAAUGGAGGAUUCCUCCACAGAGACUGCGGAGUUGCAGAACCUUCCGUUCCUAUGGACUUCAUUAGAGAUAGUUGGAUCCAUCACAACCGAGAUCAUAACAAAAUCCUUCAUGUUCUUCCUAUGAAUCACCAUCAAAGUUUUAAUAUGAUCCCUGAUACGUCUGCAUCACAGACUAUUCAAAUACUACAGCCUCCGAAUCCACCAAAAGAAGAGAAAAUCCCGCAAGUUGAUAAUUUUAAUAACCAUAUUGACACUCCUUCAAAGAAGAAGAGGUCUCAAGGACGACCUAUCAAAUCUCCGAAGCAGAAGAAACCUAAAAAGGUUAAUAAUCAUGGUAGAGAUGAUGCAGAUAAUGUUUCUAUAUCUAAAGGGAAGAUUAAGAAGAGUACCGCUUUGGUAAUCAAUGGAAUAGAUUUGGACUUAUCGGGUAUUCCACCUCCGGUGUGCUCUUGCACUGGAAACCCGCAACAGUGUUAUAGAUGGGGAUUUGGUGGAUGGCAAUCUGCCUGUUGUACUAUGAACAUUUCAAUGUAUCCACUCCCAAUGAGUGCAAAGAGGAGGGGUGCUAGAAUUGCUGGGCGAAAAAUGAGCCAAGGUGCGUUCAAGAAAGUUUUGGAGAAGCUUGCAGGAGAGGGGCAUAAUCUUUCAAAUCCGAUUGAUUUACGGACUUUCUGGGCGAAACAUGGGACUAAUAAGUUUGUGACUAUCAGGUAAAUGUGGCCUUAGUGUUGAGUAACUGCUGUUGUAGCUGUUUAAUUUCAUCCGAUCAUAUUUACAUGCUUUUGUCUUUUUGAAGGGUAGAUGUGUUGAGUAAUGUGGACGGUGAUGGUCGCUUGUUUAUUGUUGGCAAUCUUUAGUUUAACAGAGAACUAUGCUGUCUAAUUUAGGUGGCUCUUCAAUUAAUGGUAGAAAGUUUUUCUCAUUA